Molecule: messenger RNA, 683 nt
Organism: Grus americana (Whooping crane)
Lineage: Eukaryota; Metazoa; Chordata; Aves; Gruiformes; Gruidae
Gene: UXT
Product: ubiquitously expressed prefoldin like chaperone
Exons: 6
Coding region: 49-498 (149 amino acids)
Biological process (GO): negative regulation of transcription by RNA polymerase II
Molecular function (GO): transcription corepressor activity
Source: RefSeq, a predicted model, not a curated record
GCUCCGCCCUCCGCGCCGCGUCGCGUCGCGAUGACGUAAAGGGCGGCGAUGGCGGCGGCGGCGGCGGCGGGGAAGGCGCAGCGCUACGAAGCCUUCGUCAGCGACGUGCUGCGCCGCGACCUCCGGCGGGUGCAGGAGCAGCGGGACGGCGUCUUCGAGCAGCAGGCCCAGGUGCUGCAGCUCCGCACCGCCCUCUGCCGCCUCCAGGAGGCGGCCGCCCCCCUGCGCACCCAGGUCGACCUCGGCUGCAACUUCUUCGUCACGGCAGAAGUCCCAUCCCCACAACGAGUUUUCGUGGCUCUGGGCUACGGGUUCUUCGCGGAGCUGACGCUGCCCGAGGCCCUGCGCCACCUCGACCGCCGCAGCCGCCUCCUCGACCGGCUCAGCGAAUCCCUGACGAGGGACGGGGCCAAGAUCCGGGCCCACAUCAGGCUGGUGCUGGAGGGCCUCCGGGAGCUCCAGGGUCUCCAGGACCCUCCGACGACCCCUGACCCCUGACGGCCCCGCCCACCCUGGACGCCUGGGAGUACCGCGUGUGUAAGCCCGUAGUAACGGCUGCGCAAACCUGUCGUAGCGCCCGUGUAAACCUGGAGUAACUUGUGUGUAAAGUCGGAGUAAAGUGUGUGUAAACCUGGAGUAACCCGUUUUUAAACACUUUGGAGUAAAGUGCGUGUAAACCUGGA